AUGUUCCUUUCAGAGAGGAAGGCUAGUCAUUCCCGUGAUACUCAAGGAAAUAUUGUUGGUAUAGACUUUUCGGGGGAUGAUGGUUCAGAUUCUACAUCCAAAGAAUGGGUUUAUACAAGAUGGGCCAAAAUAAUGUUUCGAACAGCUGCUAUGAUCAGUCUGGCAUCAGUUAGUAUGAAUACACCGGAUACAUUUAGACAAGUUCCAGUGUUAAUUGGAAAUGAUCAGCAAAAUGUAUAUCGAAGGCUUAUUUGUUCCUGCAUCAAGUCAGAAUUUGAAUCAACUAAUUCGAACACAAAUUGCUGCCAAGGUAAUAAUUUAUCUAUUAUUUAUGAUAUAUAUUUAUGA
Molecule: messenger RNA, 348 nt
Organism: Schistosoma curassoni
Lineage: Eukaryota; Metazoa; Platyhelminthes; Trematoda; Strigeidida; Schistosomatidae
Source: the annotation of a GenBank genome assembly